Molecule: messenger RNA, 1518 nt
Organism: Penicillium lagena
Lineage: Eukaryota; Fungi; Ascomycota; Eurotiomycetes; Eurotiales; Aspergillaceae
Product: pantothenate transporter
Exons: 10
Coding region: 1-1518 (505 amino acids)
Biological process (GO): dipeptide transport; transmembrane transport; allantoate transport
Cellular component (GO): plasma membrane
Molecular function (GO): allantoate transmembrane transporter activity; dipeptide transmembrane transporter activity
Source: RefSeq, a predicted model, not a curated record
AUGACGGAGAAGCACUCGGAGGCGGGCGAGGCCCGCGUCGAAACCCCGAAAGACGGUCCACCAGACCAGAAUCAGGAUGACUCAAUGCAAAUUUUCGCUUCAUCUGGAGGAGACAUGUUUGAAUAUUCUGCAGAUGAGGCGCGGGUUGUUCGUUGGAAGCUUGAUCUCAUUUUAUUGCCAAUGAUGGCUAUUACAUAUAUUCUUUCCUUCAUGGACAAAGUGGCUUUGGGAGAAUCUUCAAUCUUUGGAAUUUUGGACGGCGAUCACUUGAAAGGGCAACAAUAUAGCUGGGCCAACUCAAUUUUUUAUUUCGGAUACCUCUUUGCGCAGUAUCCAAGCUCGAUUCUGAUGCAAAAAUUGCCAAUUGGCAGAUAUUUUGGAGUGAUGAUCAUCUUGUGGGGUGUCGCUACAACAUGCACAGCGGCGACCAACUCUUUCGCGGGCUUGUCCGUGUGUCGGUUCUUCUUGGGUGUCUUUGAGACUUGCUACUCCCCCAUUUUGACAAUUCUAGUUUCUCAAUACUGGACUCGAGGCGAGCAACCGCUACGCGCUUCGAUUUGGUGGGCCGGUGGAGGCGUCGGUGGGUUUAUAGCCGACUCGAUCACAUAUGCUGUGUCCGGGGGAGCGUGGACCGGAAGUCAAUAUGCCACAUGGCAGGUUGUUUUUCUUGUUUUUGGUCCCAUCAGUAUUGCAUGGGGGAUUUUCCUCUUCUUCUUCCUGCCGACCUCUCCGAUGACUGCUUGGUUCUUGACAGAGCGUGAAAGAAAAAUUAGCGUUAUGAGAGUUGCUCAAAAUCACACGGGUAUUGAAAAUCGCAAAUACAAACUAUACCAGGUUAAGGAGGCUCUCCUUGACAUACAAGUCUGGAUGCUGUGUGCUCAGAGCUUUUUACAAUGUAUUCCCGGAGGGGGGUUGACUGCUUUUGGCAAGAUUGUUCUCCAAGGUUUGGGAUACUCAGACCGCGAGACCGUGGUUAUGGGCAUGCCUGCCAAUGGAAUUCAACUACUCAUCAAUGUCCUGGCCGGUGUUAUCUCCCAGGUUAUUCCUAAUACAAGAUGCAUGAUGAUGAUUCUUGCAAAUAUCAUCGUGCUGAUUGGAAGUGUAUUGAUUGAGACUCUACCUGUCUCACAGAGACUUGCGCCAAAUUAUAUUCUCUACGUCAACACUAUUCCAUAUAUUAUGUGCUUGAGCUUGAUCUCUUCGAAUAUUGGUGGAUUUACUAAGAAGGCCACUUGUGGUGUAAUGAUGUUCAUUUCUUAUGCUGUUGGACAAAUUGUUGCUCCACAGUUUUUUAUUGACAGCCAAGCCCCUACGUAUCCUACUGGGUUCCGAGCGUUUUACGUCAGCGUUGCCCUCAUGAUCGUGAUCGAGAUUCUAAUGGUGCUCUAUUUGGCUAGAGAAAAUCGCAAGAAGGCCAGAAAAGUCCCAUCCGAAUCCCAAGCACCCGUAGGUGUAUCCUCCGCAGAUUUCCAGGAUCUCACAGACAAGGAGCAUCCUCACUUCAGAUAUGUUUAUUGA